GCUGUUUGUGUGAGCGCUAUCUCAGCGGUGCGGUUGAAUUGGUUGAAAUUAUUCUGUUAUUUCUCUUUUUUCUCGACGUGGUCGGUAUGGCCGCCCGCUCGCGUAAGUUCGCGCCCCGUAUUCACCGUAAUCCUGCCUCGGCCAGCUCGUCCGCCAGCGAGGAAUCUGACGAUACGACGGAAACGUUGGUUUCGGCCAGCUAUGUAGAAAAUCUAGAAAAGGCCGUGCGCCUAGAACGUCUCGUGAAGGAGUACUUGAAGAUUCAGGCGAGAAUUGUACAACUUGAAGCUCGCAAGCAUUUAGGACGCCUGAGGCCCAGUCGAGUGGAAAAGGCCCGCCACGAUAUGACCAUUGCUGCACUCACAUUGCACGCUGCAGCGAAGAAUGCCCAGAGUCAGCAGAGCGAAGGCAGUGACAUAGUAGUGUCCAGCAAGGAGUGUGCCAAGGAUUGCAUGUCUAUGACAUCGCUCCUGCACGACUUGACGAGCAGCCAGAAUCUCGAGAGGAAUCUUGAUGAGGGCCUUACCUGGACUGGCUUCGAUCUGAAGGAGCUACAGGAAAAGGAGGAGCGUUUGUGCCAGGUUGCAGACACCAUCGACGCAGACGUCGAACAGCUGCAACAGCGCAUCAAACGUCUACAACACUAACAAGAUUAACUGACUGUGUAUAAUAGCCUUUGAAUGUUCCCUGUUUGUAAUAAA
Messenger RNA from Rhipicephalus sanguineus (brown dog tick), 701 nucleotides. RefSeq lists its product as uncharacterized. The record is from RefSeq and is a predicted model, not a curated record. Bases 87 to 647 code for a protein of 186 amino acids. NCBI's taxonomy places the organism in Eukaryota, Metazoa, Arthropoda, Arachnida, Ixodida, Ixodidae. The transcript has 5 exons.